Molecule: messenger RNA, 993 nt
Organism: Gryllus bimaculatus (two-spotted cricket)
Lineage: Eukaryota; Metazoa; Arthropoda; Insecta; Orthoptera; Gryllidae
Source: the annotation of a GenBank genome assembly
CCCAAGUACCUCUGGAUCCGCCUCGCCCUCUUCGACAAGAAGCUCACGCUCAUCAUCGACCACCUGGCGCAGAACGCCUCGAAGUACUACGAAAAAGAUGCUCUGGUGUCGGAUCCCGACUACGGGUCCAUCCUCAGCUCGCUACUGGUGGGUCCAUGCGCGCUCGACUUCUCCAAAACGAAGACGCAAGACCACUUCUGGACGGACCCCCCGGCCGACGAGCUGGUGCAAAGACACCGCAUCUCACAGGGCCACGGGACGCCGCCGCAGCGCCGCCGCCCACCGGCGCUCAACUUCCGGCGCUCGCUAGGCGAGGAGCGCGUGCCGCCGGCCGCGCGCGACUACGUCGAGUCGCUGCACCAGAACAGCCGCGCCACGCUGCUCUACGGCAAGAACAACGUGCUCGUCCUCCCGAAAGACAUGACGGAGCCGAUGCCUGGUUACCUAUCACUGCACCAGACAGCGCGCUCCCUCACCAUCAAGUGGACUCCCAACCAACUCAUGAACGGCUACUCGGAACCCAACGACGUGCAGGAUAAGAGGCGCGGCAGCCUGCCCCUCUGCCCAGAACUGCCCGUUCUCGAGCGCCGGAACACCUUCCGCCGCCGCUCGACGCAGACGCAGAUCCGCAUAUAUUGGGACUACGCGCUGAACGUACGCGUCGAUGAGAUCGUGUACGUCCAUUGUCACCAGCAAGCGGACAGCGGGGGCACCAUCGUGCUGGUAGGCCAGGAUGGAGUCCAACGCCCACCCAUACAUUUCCCCAAGGGAGGCCACCUGCUGUCUUUCCUAUCCUGCCUGGAGACAGGUCUGCUCCCCCAUGGCCAGCUCGACCCGCCGCUCUGGUCGCAACGCGGCAAAGGGAACGUGUUCGCGCCGCACCGGCGCGUGGGCAAGCCGAUCGCCGACGUGUACAAAAGCGACUCCCCGGUGGAGGCCACCGACUACGUCUUCCGCAUCGUCAGCAAGACGCACCACGAAGACUACUGUGAG